AUGAAAACCGUCGGUUUCUGGUAUCCCGAAAGCUCUAAAGAAAAAUGGAUAUUCGACGGUAUAUUAUUUUACACGUUGAUGGCAGUAACAACUUCUUUGGUUAUCGUGUCUCUCGACGUUUAUUAUAGUUGGGGUGAUUUUUACGCGAUCACUUAUACUGCCUGCAGUAUAAUGCCAGUGAUAAUAGUAUUGCUUAAAAUAUCGAUAUUUAUGUUACACCGUACGAAAAUGAUGAACUUGAUAAAAUAUACUCAAGAAAACUUUUGGUAUCGGGAAUACGAUGAUUUUGGUCAAAAGAUAUUAAAUGAGAUCGAUAAAAAGGGAAUACUUUUGAUGUGUUCCUUCACGUUUUUUGUUCAAGGAACCGCUGUUACUUAUACCCUGACACCGAUAAUAGAAAACUUGGGUAAAAAUGAUAGCGAUAGGAUUCUACCGUUCAAGAUAUGGAUCGAUCUACCUUUUUCAAUGAGUCCUUAUUUCGAGAUAUUCUUUACGAUUGAGACUCUCGCCCUGAUACACACCGCCGUUUGUUUUGCCUGUUUCGAUAAUUUUUUAUGCCUCUUAAGCAUGCACGCCGCCGGUCAAUUCAAAAUACUACAGCACAAGCUCGAGACGAUUUUUGAUUGGGGCGUUAACGUAUCAUUGAAAACUGUCAUAACGUUGAAUAACGAAAGAUUAAAUGAUUGCAUUAAGAGGCACAAUGAAUUGAUUAAUUAUAUUGAUAAAUUGGAAAAUAUAUUUACUCACACGAUGUUGUGCCAAUUGUUAAUAUCAAGCGUGAUGCUUUGCGUAGCUGGAUUUCAAAUGUUCUUGUCACAAGGAACAUUGAUAAGGAGGAUGAUAUUUGUCGCUCAUACCAACGGAUGCUUCUUCCAACUCUUUGCAAUAACUUUGACAGCAAAUGAGGUAUUGAUUGCCAGUCAAGCUAUAAGCGAGGGCGCUUACGCCGCAAAUUGGGCCUUCCUCCCUUCAGAAAUUUUUACCAACAUAAGUGGAAGUCUUAUAAUGAUUAUGAUCCGAGCACAAAAACCUUGUUGCAUAACUGCAGGCGGAUUUUUUCCUGUCUCCCUCGAAACAUGUAUGGCGGUCUUGAAGACAGCAGCUUCUUAUUUCACGUUAUUGAGAACAUUCGAUGACGACAAUAGAACGAUGAAUAAAAUGAAAUUUUUGUCGGUCAAUAUAGCAAGGUUUUUAAUGAAAAUCAUUGGCUUUUGGUCAGCUGAUACGAUUAACGAGGAACGUUUGCUCGAUAUACUUCUCAGUUACACCAUCAUUGCAAUUGGGAUGGCCUUGUGGAUCGAGGCAUAUGAUUUUUACGUUAGUCUCAAUGAAUUCUACGCACUCACGUAUACCGCAUGCAGUGCAAUGCCAGUGGUGGUGAUUCUAUUGAAAUUAAUCGUAUUUUUGCCUAAUCGUAAAGACAUUAUCAAAUUAAUUAGAUACACUGAGGAAAGUUUUUGGUUCAAGGAAUACGACGAAUACGAUGAAAAGAUAUUGAAUGACGUUAAUAAAAAGGGAUCGAUUUUAAUUUGUUGUUUUACGUGUUGCGUACAAAGCACCGUAUUUUCUUACAUGUUAAUCCCUCUAACAGAAAAUAUAGGAAAAAAUGAGAGCGAUAGAAUCUUACCCUUCGACAUCUGGUUAGGGGGAGCAGACAUACAUUUGUCGCCAUAUUUCGAAUGGGCAUUUGCAAUGGAGAUUAUCGCAUUGAUACAUUCAGGAUUUUGUUUCUGUUGUUUCGAUAAUUUGCUAUGCUUGUUGAAUCUAACGUUGGCUGGACAAUUCAGGAUUUUGCAACAUCGUUUGGAAACAUUGUUCGACAAUAGCAUAUUGUAUUCCAGGAAGAACGAAUAUAUUUCCUUGGACGAUGACGCAUUAAAAACUUUUCGAGAAUUUAAAAGAUGCGUUGAACAUCAUCGUAUGCUUAUUGAUUAUAUCGACGAAUUGGAAAGGAUAUUCGCGAUGGCCACGUUGUUCCAAUUGUUGAUGUCCAGUGUCAUGCUUUGCGUCGCAGGAUUUCAACUUUUUAUGUCCCGUGGCAUUGCAACACGUCAGUUUCUAUUCUUCGCACACGUUUACGGUUGUUUCUUUCAAUUAUUUGUCACAACGUCCGCUGGCAAUGAGGUAAUCAUCGAAAGUCGUGCGGUCGGUGAUGCAGCUUACAAUGCUAAUUGGCAGACAUUAUCCCAUGAGCCCUAUAAGAAGAUUAAAAUGGGCCUUUUGAUGAUGAUGUUACGAGCCAAUCGACCGUGUUACAUUACAGCCGGUGGCUUCUUUCCCGUAUCUCUCGAAACGUUUAUGGGGGUAUUAAGUACUGCAACGUCGUACUUCACUUUAUUACGUAACUUUGAAGAAGACGAAGGAUUGAUAAAUGAUAUUUAA
Vespa mandarinia (Asian giant hornet) is the source of this 2382-nucleotide messenger RNA. RefSeq lists its product as uncharacterized. Gene Ontology annotation, molecular function: odorant binding; olfactory receptor activity. The record is from RefSeq and is a predicted model, not a curated record. Gene Ontology annotation, cellular component: plasma membrane. Gene Ontology annotation, biological process: sensory perception of smell; detection of chemical stimulus involved in sensory perception of smell. Lineage: Eukaryota; Metazoa; Arthropoda; Insecta; Hymenoptera; Vespidae.